GCACAGUGUCGGGGCCAGACGCGCCGCGAUAAUUAGCCGCGCUUAUAUUAACGGGAAUAACCGGAUUAUGAAUAUUUGAGGAGGAGAAACCGCCAGAAUCCUUUGUUGUACAAGGCGAGGGAUUAAGUUAAGCGUCUUUACUCCUCCGGUCGCCGUUAUGGGGAUAGACCGGCGCCGGAGAGCGUCGCUGGCUCUCACCUUGAACUUCCUCGCUUUGUUCCUGGCAGUGUCGGCUCUCACCACCAGCUACUGGUGCGAGGGGACGCGGAAAGUGGUGAAGCCGUUCUGUACCGGCCCGGGGACCACCAAGCAGUCCUUCUGCAUCAGGUUCAACAGCUCCAACAUCAACGACACGCGGCUGGUGCAGUACAUCUGGGAGACCGGCGAGGAUAAGUACGUGAUGAGGAAGUUUCACACCGGCAUCUGGUUCUCCUGUGAGCAGAACAUCAACAUGACCAGUGAAAACUGCAGAAGUUUCCUUUAUGUUGCACCUUCAAAUGAAAGAGGAGUGCUGUGGCUGUGCAUUGUUGCGGAGUGCCUGUACAUCCUCCUGCUGGCCACCGGGGGCAUCCUCAUGUCAAUAGAGGUGUGUCACUUUGGUAAUGUGAUCGACGGCCUCAAGCUCAACGCCUUCGCUGCCAUAUUCACUGUGCUCUCAGGUCUGUUGGGUAUGGUGGCCCACAUGAUGUUCACCACAGCUUUCCAGCUGACUGUUAGUCUGGGUCCAGAGGACUGGAAACCUCAAACGUGGGACUACAGCUGGUCAUACAUUUUGGCGUGGAGCUCCUUUACAGCCUGCAUGGCGUCCUCAGUCACCACCAUCAACCGCUACACCAAAACUAUCCUGGAGUUUAAGCACAAGCGCAGGAACAUUGAGAAGAACCUGAAGAUCAAGCAGAAGCUGCUGGAGUUGGACUCUCCGGAGCAGGUGUGGGACAUGUACAUCAGCUCGGUGCCGAGCACUGCCGAGGAGUUGCUGGAUCUGUCAACUAAUGGUCGCAAACUGUCCAACACCUCCAUCUUCCUGGACCUCAACGACCUGCCCGACCCACAGGGAGAGGAGUACUGCUAGAGGAGCAGCGUGUAGCAUUUACAAACAUCAGCAGGUCAUCAUCAUGUUAAAUGUGGUACAAUAAUAUAAUUACUGUAAACAAAAUAAGACCAUCGUUAAAAACUUCAUAACACCACAAAAAGCUAAAUAUCACACACAUUGACAUACUAUCAUGUAACUAACAUGUUAUGCUAACCACAUUACUCUUAAAAUCAUUUAGAGUUAUGUUUCUAGCCACCUCAUAUUCACACAACUCCUGACAAUUAUGAUUGGGUCUUAUCAUAUUUUACUGCAAUACCAUUACUCAAAUUGUAAUGUGGUAAACUAGCUGAACUACUUUCUUUUUAAUCAUACAUUUACACUAGGGCUGCACGAUUAUGGCCAAAUUGAUAAUCACGAUUAUUUUGAUCAAUAUUGUAAUUACGAUUAUUAAUCACGAUUAUUCAUCGUGUUAGGGAAAACAUCUGUAUUUUUAUUGCACUACUUUUAAACAAACAAUAGGAACAGUUUUUAGUGUGUGCACAGAGUGUCCGGUGCUUGUUGUAAACAAACAGAGAUCGGUAAGCAGCACUAUACACAGACUGGACGCUAAGGGGCUAACAUCCCCUCUGGCUCUGCAGCUGGGAAAGACUGCUGCAGGCCAGAGGCUCGUUAAGAAGAGUAAGAACAAGUCUCCAAUAACACCAGAAAAGCAGCUUCACCAGCUUUUACAAAUGGCGUGUGUUGUCGUCUUGUAGAGUACUACAUCACAUCCUGCUUAGCGCUCGCUAGUUAUUUAUUUAGGCAGCUACAUGAAAUCUUAACUAUGCGUCGCCCCCUGGUGGUUGGUGGACUACUGGUGUAGAAAGUGCUUGAUUACAUAUGCAAGAGAGCAGCAUUUUAAAAUGGAAAUAUCGCCGACGAUCAGGUUAAUUUAAUCGUGGUGGCCAAAAUCGUGAUCAUGAUUAAAAUUUGAUUAAUUGUGCAGCCCUAAUUUACACAAUUGGACUAUCAACAUAUUCAGUAACAUGAAUUGAAGGAAACAGCCUGUUAGCUAAUUUGAUCAUUCCAAGAAGCUAAGAUUUUAUGCUAACUUCUUUGCAGCUAAAGACCCAAUCUUUAAACCCGCUGGCAUUGGUCUGACAACCAUUAGUCUCUGGGGAAAAUGGACAUUUUUUUUGUGGUUCUGGUGAAGCCAGAAGACAUCUGGUUAAUGGAUAUUCAGACCUAGAGGUUAGCUUAGUUAGCUAAGCUAAUAAAAACUUAAAUAUUUAUCAAAUGAUAGCUGAUAGGUUCCAAGAUUACAUUUUGACCAGUUUGCCUCUUUUGCUCUCUACACUGACUGUUUACGUGCUGUUUCUUUAUUAGUAGAUUAGCAGAAAGAUGCAUUAUGACCAGCUACUGAUACAAUUGGAUAUUAACAUGCUUGUCACCCCUUAAAGUUCUGUCACAGUUUUCACUUACAUUAGCUAGCCAAGUUAAGAAAGUGGUUUACUAGCUUAACCUGUUAGCUUGAUGGUUGCAAGAGUCAGUUGCUAGCUAGCAACAUGUUAUCAAGCUAGAUUACCACAAUAGUCUGGUGGUAACACAGAGCACAAAUUUAUUUUAUUUAUAUUUAUAUUUAUUUUGUUAAGGCAUUGAUAAUUGCCUAAUUACCAUAGUUUAAAAUUCAGAAUUCUGUUGUGGCAGCACAAAAAAGACAAAAUAUAAAAAAUUCAAAAUUCAAAUUUAGCUUUGUUCGUCAGAUUGUAUUCCUGAAAAAUGCUCUGUGACCCUGUGUGAGCCAGCUGCCAAAGAGUUGAGAUUAUUGAAUUAUAUUUUAUUUAUAUUAUUAUUAUUAUUAUUUAUUCAUUAUUGAAAUCAGAACAGGCAAAAUAAAAGUUGUAAUGUCUGUUCCUAUAGGCUUGGUUACGGCCCUGGUGAGAACUUAACUUUCCAAAGAAGACUAAAGAAUGGAGGUGAUUUUUCCAGCAGCCUUUAACUUGCACCAUCAUUACAGUAAACAUAAAUUCUUCUAUUGCUGUUGCAAAGUACUCCUACAAGUACCUCACCUCAUUACAUUUAAAUUGCUGUUCAGCAGCAGUGGUCUCAGUUGUUUACAGAAACCAUACUAAUGUCUCAGAACUGAUGUGGCGAUGAUGUACUGAUGCCUAAAUGUUACAUGUUGCACCUUUAAGGACCAGUGCUGAUCAACUCUACAGUUGUGUUAGUCGGUGUGAACUUACAGUAUACCUCUGUCCAAGCAAUACUGCUAUGAACGUUCACUGCUUAAACCCUUUGAGUAAAACGGAGAGUGAAGCUGAGGACAUACCCAGAGCCAACUCAAACAGCAGACACUCUUCUAUUUACAACUCGCACACUUUAAUGACUCUCAAGCCUCUUGGCUUGCUUUCUUUGGAUUUUAUUCAUUGAGGAAAAUAUACAAACGUCGCUGAAGUAUUAUGCCCAUGACUCUGUGUGGCUCCUGCAGCUAUAAAUACACAUGGCUAGACAGCCCAGUGAUGAGGAGCUCCACAUAUUGAUUCCAAUGUGACACAGUGAUUAUAAACUGCCUCCCAACCAAUAUGUGAACCAAAUAACAUUAAGUAGCUUAAAACACACCUCACCGGGUGUUAAUCUUUGGUGUUAAUUGUCUUGCUUUGGAACGAGAAAGUAACAGAAGCCGGACCUGAAGACUGCUGCGUCACCCACACAGGAUUAAGUAAGAACGUAAAGACUGAGUGUCACAUGGCUGCAGGGGAUGCCAAUAGGCCAUGCUGAGUGCCUUGAUUUACAGAAGCAUGCCUCUGAUCAAACAGCUCUGUGCUCACCACAUUUUAACAAAGGUGAUGCUUUUUCUCCGACAAAAAAACUGCUUUAGAGAAAACAUGUAGCUGUCUGUGCAAACUGCCAAAACUCCUCAUCAGUGAGAGGAGCGCGCCUCUUUUGAAGCUCUGUGUGUAAUAUGUACUUGAUGGGUUAGUUUUCUUAUGUAUUUAGACAAAUUUAUUAAUGGAAAACACAGACCAGGAUUGUUGUUAUUUACAGUUGUUUUAAGUGCAUUUGAAAAUGUAUAUUAUAUAUUAUGUAUUUAAUUUAUUUGUUCAGUUCAAAGUGAAGUGUAUUGUAGACAACCUAAAUGUAUACUGUGCAGGAUUUACUAAAAAUGUGAAUACGUAUGGCCUCAAUCAAAAGUAAUCCCUUUCAGUCAUCACUUAUGACCCACUAGAAGUGUGUGCCGGGUCAUUUUCUCUUGUUUUGACUUUGACUAUGUUUACGGUGUUGUUGGGCGUUAUUCUUUGGUAAAAAAGCUACCAAAAGAGCAGACAUAUCGCUGAAAAACACAAAUAUACCGAGGCAAAAUUUGAAGCCGACAAAGUUUGUUCCAAAAUUAAAUUGAUUCUGGGGUUUGCUUUAAUUUUCAUUGCACUGAGGAG
Molecule: messenger RNA, 4446 nt
Organism: Centropristis striata (black sea bass)
Lineage: Eukaryota; Metazoa; Chordata; Actinopteri; Perciformes; Serranidae
Gene: gsg1l2b
Product: gsg1-like 2b
Exons: 5
Coding region: 158-1072 (304 amino acids)
Cellular component (GO): plasma membrane
Source: RefSeq, a predicted model, not a curated record